Molecule: messenger RNA, 1212 nt
Organism: Esox lucius (northern pike)
Lineage: Eukaryota; Metazoa; Chordata; Actinopteri; Esociformes; Esocidae
Gene: gabarap
Product: GABA type A receptor-associated protein
Biological process (GO): macroautophagy; autophagosome assembly; cellular response to nitrogen starvation
Cellular component (GO): cytosol; autophagosome membrane; autophagosome
Molecular function (GO): ubiquitin protein ligase binding; GABA receptor binding
Source: RefSeq, marked provisional
GCAGUCGCACUAGGAAAGAAUCAGAGGCCGAGCACAACACAGCUGUAGUCAAUCAAGCUAGCUAACGUUUGUUGUCUUGAUCCGUGUGUCGACGAGUAGUUGCUUGAUUAUACACUGUCGAGUAUCUUACAUCGAACUACCGACAGCCUACAUUUGUUUUACCAUGAAAUUUCAAUACAAAGAGGAGCACCCCUUUGAGAAGAGACGGUCCGAGGGCGAGAAAAUAAGGAAGAAGUAUCCGGACAGGGUGCCCGUAAUUGUGGAAAAAGCCCCCAAAGCAAGGAUAGGAGAUCUUGACAAGAAGAAAUACCUUGUGCCCUCUGACCUCACAGUGGGUCAGUUUUACUUCCUCAUCCGAAAACGAAUCCACCUGCGGGCCGAGGACGCCUUAUUUUUCUUUGUAAACAACGUCAUCCCUCCCACCUCUGCCACCAUGGGCCUGCUAUACCAGGAGCACCACGAAGAGGACUUUUUCCUCUACAUUGCCUACAGUGAUGAGAGUGUCUAUGGAGACAGCCAAACGGGAAUCUGAACCUUCUCUCCUUCCUCGCUGAGUCUUCUCCCUGUCUCCAUUGAAACGCUACAUCCAGCUCAGCAGUCUAGGGUUCCCAGAGCGAAGACGUCAGAUGCACUUCCACCCUCCCCUUCCCUCAACCAUUUUUUGUUUCCUCCAGUAAUCUUGCCACAGUCUGAAUUGUAUUUGCUUCUAGGUCUCCAAGGUGGUUUUCAGUUUUGUAGUGCUUUAUCACGCUGAAAUAGGUGACAUUUUGAAAUUUGUUAGAUUUAGACUUACCAGUAAUUAUUUAAAAUGUGAAAAAGGAAAAAUAUGUAACUAAGGAUCUACAAUCACAAGUUAAACUACGUUUCGUUUGGCAAUGAAGUGAUGUUUGUUCUUAAUGUAGUAAGACAAUGUCUUGACAGUAUAUUUGAAAUCUAACAGGAGUACAAUAGAAUUCAGACUGAACAGUCACUCUCUGUGUCUUCGCUUUCAGUGAUUAAAAUUAUUUUGAUUGCCACUAUGAUAUUAUUGUAAUUAUUUUUAGCUGGCUUAAUUUCUGAAAGUUAUUGUAAAGCUCUGUGCAAAUUUUACUUUUUAAUGUUUCUUUUAUUUUAUUUUUAAAGUUUGAACUCUGUAUACAGCUGUGUUAUUGCUGUUAUUGGUAUACAGCUCCACUCAUGAUCAUACUUCAUAAAAGGUGAUUUAAAAAGCCC